Messenger RNA from Closterium sp. NIES-65, 1536 nucleotides. The record is from the annotation of a GenBank genome assembly. NCBI's taxonomy places the organism in Eukaryota, Viridiplantae, Streptophyta, Zygnematophyceae, Desmidiales, Closteriaceae.
AUGGCCACUCUUCGCACCGUGUUCAUCCUCGCCUUGGUCCUCGUCUCUAUCCCCGCACUCUAUGCCGCGUCCGCGCCAAUGCGGGGCGGCGUCGCUACUGCUGGAAGCGCAGGCGUGGACGCGGCGAGUUGGGGCCGCAAGCUGCUGGACCAGCAGGGCGGCGAGGAGGAGGAGGUGGGGGAGAUGACGGAGGACGGGCUGGACGAGGCGGUGCGGGUGCUGCUGAGCUGGAAGAAGUUCAAGAACGCGGUGAAUCAGGCGGCGAAGAGCGAGGCGGGGCAGAAGGCGGGAGGGUUGGUGAAGAAUGUGGUGAAGAAGGGCGGCAAGGAGGCGCUCACGGCUGCAGUCAACGCGUUCCGCAGCGGCAAGGGCGCCAAGGGUGCCCUGCAGCCCCUUUCAGUGAUGGUCGGGUUUCUGCAGGGCAACCCAGUGAGCCACUGGAGCGGGGGAGUCAACCUUGUGGAAGCCCCAUUCACCGCUCUGCACCCCUGCAUCCGGCCUUGCCUCUCCAUGUUCCCAACAGCUGUUGCCACCGCUGCCAGUGAGGAUCUGGCUCCUGCAGGGCAACUGAGUGAGCCAUUGGGAGUCAACCUGUGGAUGGCUCCUGCUGUGAAGCAAGGGGACAUUCUUGACUAUACGUCCUCUCCCCCUCCCUCGUUCCCACUGACACCCUCCCUCUCUCGUUCCUAUACACCCCCUCCCUCUCUCGUUCCUAUACACCCCUUCCCUCCAUCGUUCCUAUACACCCCUACCUUCCCUCGUUCCUAUACACCCCUGCCCACCCCCCCUCUUUCCCCCAAACCCAGAUGUUUAUUGAAGUUCUCCUGCCUCAUAUGGCUCACUCCGAAUAUCCUUCAGUGUUCUACCCUCUCCCAGCAGUGUUCUUCAGUCGUCCAGUGGUUCACCGAGACGCACGACGUGCAGCGCUUCAAGAACAUAUUUGCCUCCAAGGCCUGCUCCUUCUUCAGCGCCAUGCCGCUCACAUCUGCCUCGCAGUUCGGCAUGCGGCUCUUCCAAGUCAAGCCCGCCCAUGCCGGCAAGACUGCUAUUCCCUGCUACUCUCGAGAAUCCAUCGCGGCAGUAACCAUGGCUACUCUUCGCACCGUGUUCAUUCUCGCAUUGGUCCUCGCAACACUUCCCGCACUCUACGCCGCGGCUGCGCCAAAGCAGCGGGGUGACGUUGCUGGGGGAAGCGCGGCCGUGGACGCGGCGAGUUGGGGCCGCAAGCUGCUGGAAGCGAGCGGCGGUAACCUGGACGUAGGUGGUGAGGAGGAGGAGGUGGGGGAGGCGACGGACGGGCUGGACGAGGCGGUGCGGGUGCUGCUGAGCUGGAAGAAGAUCAAGAACGCGGCGAAUCAGGCGGCGAAGAGCGAGGCAGGGCAGAAGGCGGGAGGGUUGGUGAAGAAUGUGGUGAAGAAGGGCGGCAAGGAGGCGCUUAUGGCUGCAGUCAACGCGUACCGCAGCGGCAAGGGCGCCAAGGGUGCCCUGCAGGCCGGCGCUGGCUCGUUCGUCAAGACCGCAAAAACGAUAAUUUAA